Messenger RNA from Colletotrichum chrysophilum, 975 nucleotides. RefSeq lists its product as uncharacterized. The coding region runs from base 1 to 975 and encodes 324 amino acids. Gene Ontology annotation, biological process: transmembrane transport. The record is from RefSeq and is a predicted model, not a curated record. Gene Ontology annotation, molecular function: transmembrane transporter activity. NCBI's taxonomy places the organism in Eukaryota, Fungi, Ascomycota, Sordariomycetes, Glomerellales, Glomerellaceae. The transcript is spliced from 4 exons. Gene Ontology annotation, cellular component: membrane.
AUGAUGACAUCUGUGAAGAACAACAUCACGGAACCCUCUAGUGCUCAUAUUGAGGAAGGCGAGUCUUUCGAACUCAAGGCAUCUUCAACGAGCCCAGGCCAGAAGAGCAAGCACCGACAUAGUUCCUUCGGUUAUCAUGAGAGCCAUGAAUGGAAAGCAGCCGAACGCCGUGUCGUCCGCAAACUGGACAUGACCUUGUUACCCGUAGUCUGGGUUCUAUACAUGUUCAACUACCUCGACAGAAACAACAUCGCACAAGCCCGUCUUGACAACUUUGAAGAAGACCUUGGCCUACAUGGUACUCAAUUCAAUGUCGCCGUAUCAAUUCUUAACGUCGGCUACAUGCUUGCUCAACUUCCUUCCAACAUGAUCCUCACACGAGUUCGUCCGAGUCUGUAUCUACCAUCCUGUGUCAUCGUCUGGUCGGCUAUAUCGGCAGCCACGGCCGGUGUCCGCAACUACUCAGGCUUGAUCGCGGUGCGAUUCUUCCUCGGCAUUGUAGAGGCCCCUUUCUUUCCAGGGGCGUUCUUCAUGCUAUCGGCUUGGUACACCAGCAAAGAACUUGCUCUCAGAACCGCAGUGCUUUACUCAGGUCUGGUUUUAGCUACGGCGUUCUCCGGACUAAUUGCCGCUGGCAUCUUCUCUGGUCUAUCUGACAAGGCGGGUCUGCAUGGAUGGCAGUGGCUGUUCAUCAUUGAGGGCGCCGGAAGUGCACUUGCCGCCAUAUGUGCCUUCGCUCUUUUGCCCGAUUUCCCCGAUUCCCAGACGGGGAGUGGGAAAUGGCUGUUUAGUGCUGACGAACUCGAGCUUGCACAGCAACGUAUCGCUUUAGAUCGGGUCUCCGUACCUGAAGCCGACCGGUCCAUAUGGCAUGGGCUGCUUCUUGCUGUGAAAGACAUCCGCACGUGGAUAUUUGUUAUUAUCCUAUGCGCAAAUCACACCGCGUACGGCUUCAACAACUUCUUCCCAACGUGA